Chenopodium quinoa (quinoa) is the source of this 4788-nucleotide messenger RNA. Its product is annotated as peptidyl-prolyl cis-trans isomerase PASTICCINO1-like. The transcript has 6 exons. Gene Ontology annotation, cellular component: cytoplasm. Gene Ontology annotation, biological process: protein peptidyl-prolyl isomerization. Gene Ontology annotation, molecular function: peptidyl-prolyl cis-trans isomerase activity. Lineage: Eukaryota; Viridiplantae; Streptophyta; Magnoliopsida; Caryophyllales; Amaranthaceae. The record is from RefSeq and is a predicted model, not a curated record. The coding region runs from base 201 to 683 and encodes 160 amino acids.
UUUUUCACUUAAAUUCACUAUCUACUUUUUAGAUCAAUCAUCCAAAUCCCUAAUUUCUAUCGUUAAUCUCUUCUUAUAUACCAAAUUCUACUCAAAAUUAAGCUAUUGGAGUGCAAAAUUUGGGGCAAUUUCACUCAAAUUGAAGAUUUCUACGCCAAUUUCUACCAAAUUACAAGCAAUUUCUUCCUCAGUGUAGUCUAAUGGCGGUCUUGGAACCUGCGGAGCAGGACACCAUGUCUCCGCCGAAGAAGAAACAGCUUUCUGAAUAUGAUAAAAGAAGGAAGAAGAAUCUUGUGCCUGGAGGAUUGUUGAAGGCUGAAUUGAGACCUGGUGGAGGAGAAUCUACACCUUCUGAUGGUGAUCAGGUAAUCUACCAUUGCACUGUGCGUACAAUGGAAGGAGUUGGUGUUUACUCUACCAGAAAAGAUUUUGGAGGUACGGGAGCGCCUAUAAGGCAAGUUUUGGGUAAAAGCAAGAUGAUACUGGGAUUGCUUGAAGGAAUACCUACAAUGCAGAAGGGUGAAGUUUGCAUGUUCAGGAUGAAAUCUGGGAUGCAUUAUGGUGAGCCUGAUUGCCCAGUUCCAGUCUCAGAGGGCUUCCCAAAGGAUGUUGAUCUCAACUUUGAGAUUGAACUCGUUGAUUUUGGCAAAGCUAAGUUAUUUCUGAAGAUCUUGGAGUUGUGAAAAAGGUAUGAAAAUGAUCACAAUCUUGUAUGGCAUAUAAAUUCCAUUUUUCUUAUCAUAGUGUAAUGAACUGAAACUCUUGUCUGGCAAAGGUUUUUAGAUUCUCUUCUAUAGUGUAAUAAACUGAAAUUUUGGGCAUAAAUUAGAGGGAGAUGAACUUGAUUGAUAAUAUGAGAAUUACAGAAGAUAUAAUUGAUAUUGAGCUUUUGAGAGUCUCUCUUUGAAACUAAAAUGAACACUUGAUAAAAUUCUUCAUCAUUUAUGUCUUCCUAAUUUCCUCUGAUAAUAGAUUAACUGAUCUUCCUCUUUUUGUUGCUCAAGCUACUUUUAAUCGAAUUGUAAAGCAAUUCCUAAUUUGUCCAUCCCCUAUCCCCAAUGCAUUACACAUAGCAAACUUGUCGUAAAACUGAGAAUAUAAUAUUCUAGAGACGUGUUCUAGGAGAAAAAGAAAGUAUGAAAAGGUUUCACAGUGCAGAAUGGUUGUCUUAUUUAUUUUGACUCAUGAUUUUGGAUUGUUAAUACAGUCUGCAAUAGAAUUACUUGUUCAGAUUCUGGUUUCCUCUGAUCCUUGUCUGGUCUGAGUGUUUUGAUAGGUAUACAUAUGUAUAAAUUAUACCGGCAGGUAACCUGUGGUAUAUGUGAUUGAGUGAUGCUCUUCGAUAUAAUAAGUGUCGAGAAGUUAAACCAGUUGACAGAGCCACAUAUCAUUUUCUCUUCUUUUAGCAUGAUACACAGUGGCGGACCCACGUGUAGUCAUAGUGGGUCCCAGGACAACCUAUUAUUUUAUUUUAAAAAAAAAAAAAAAACUAAUUUUUUUUCACGAAUCACGCUUUCCUCUCUCUGUACUCCUUUAUAUCUAUUUCUUGCUGUACUCCUUCCUCUCUCUCUCCUCCAUUUAAGCGUACUCGAAAUUCUCCAUUGAAGGGGCUUCUGAGCUUUCUCUCCUCCAUUGAAGCAGUCUCUAAGGUUAGAUGCUUCUUUUUCUUUAAUCAUCUAAUAUUAAUUUUGACAAUCUAGUGUUAAUCGUGUAUUUAAUUGUCAGUAUAUUCUCAAUUUAGGGUUCUUCGAAGUUGGAUAAUUGAACUAUUGGUUAUAGAUAGUCGAAGAAUUGAACGUAAUUUUUGGAGUCUAGUUUGAUAAUUGAGUCAAUUUUGGUUGCUAAUUUGUGAAUUGUAGUUUAUUUAUUUUAUUUUACAGGGAAAACACAAAUUCACAAAUUCCGAGGGGUGGGGGAAUGGUUUCAGGGGUAGGGGUUUUGAGUUUAUGGCGGUUUCGGGUCAGGGAAAGGGGUGGGGGUUUCGGGUGGGGAAAGGGAUGGGAGUUUAGGGUGGUUUCGGGUUGGGGAAUUCAAGUUUUGGGUGGUUUCGUUGGUGGGGCUGGGGCGGGGGGUCUAUUGCGCUCAUGUGGCUUUGGAAGGAGGGUGGUUUCGGUGGUGGUGCAGGCAGAGGCGGACCCACAUGUAGUGGCCAUUACUCUAGCCUAACAGAGUGAAGCUAGGAAUUGUGAAAAUGUUUGAUGAGCAAGAUUUAGUGGCCUAAUCUUUUCACCUUUUCUCAUUCACCAGCGAUUAUAUUAGACGGUAGAAUUGCUCGACUUGGGGACCUUUGUUUUAAUAACCUUGAAAGAACCCUUGUAUGAUUUAGAUUUGAUUAGGAAUUCCUUUUGUUCCUUUCCUCAUAACUUGAGUUUCCCGUUGCACUCACUGGGUUAUGUAACUCAUGUUGGAUGAACUUGUAAAAUGAAAAUGUUAGUGAAAUAAACAAAUGAACUUAUGAGAAGUUUAGUGUUGUGGUAUAUCUGGUAUAUCUCAUCUGACUGCCUUCUUUGUAGAAGCAGGGUCCAGAAACAUACCCAUUUAAGACCUGAAUAUUAAGUAGCUCUUAAUUGAGAUAGUUGCAGGUGUGCUUUUGCUAGGAGUCUUAUUGUAGAAGAAGCUCGAUCAGAACCUAGCUUUAUUUAUGGUAAGAAGUUUCUAGUCUCUGAUUGGAUAUGUAGGAGGGCAAUGUUUACUUUAGCCCUGUACGAUUACUUGAGAAAAAAUAACUUAAUGUUAUUUUUUCUGGUUUAAUUUGAGAUGAACGCUCUAGAGAUUUGAAGAUAUUAAGAAAUAGAGUGGCAUUUGUGUGAGGCCAUGGGCACUAAGAAAGGCAAAUUAAUAACAAUGUAGUGCCCGCUGAGUUCCUACUUUUGAGAAACUCACUAGCAUUGACUCAUUUCUAGAGCAUCCUUUAUUACUUAGAUUGGAUUAUUUUUCUGAGUUUUUGAUUGUAAGUUGACAUGAACUAUAGCUUGCUGAAUUGAGCUUCCUAAUUAACUUAUGAGCAGUCCUAGCAUAAGAUGUGUGUAAAGGUGUUAUUUUUAUAGUUAAUGGGUAGUUGAUCAAGGAUUGGUGACUGUUGAUGAUUGAAUAGGGCCAAUAGGGGUGAACUUUGUCUUGGUAGCAUUGUUCAAUGACUUAUGCACAAUUCUCCUGUGACUGUAUGGGAGUGUCUUAUAGAGUUUAUUUAUAUUACUUUAGUUUAAAUGGUAAUGCUUGCCAUCCAUAGAAAAUGAUGUUUAUAGAUAUGAAUGCUUCUGACAUUCUGAGCUUUGAGGUAGAAUAUUUGCUGGUAACUUGGUGUUUUAAAGCAAGAGAUUUGUUUGAACAAACAUUGACUAAUUGUCAUGAGACCAUGUAUACCGUACAAGGGAAGUAGAUUUGCAUUGACAUAGACCCCAAAAAAGGUGUAUUUAAGUUUGUGUUGAUUGUUGAACAUUUAGGUUGAGAUCUUUCAGGGAUUUAGUUUAGAGUUCAAGUUUUGUAUAGUACAAGGUCGAUGGACGACGAUACAAGCUUUAACUAUUAUACAAGCUUUGACUAUUUUUUGAUAUUAUAUGCGGUCGAUGGACGAUGAUGGGACAACCUAUUAAUCAAAUCCUGGAUCCGCCACUGUGUAUGACAAUGGUCCGCCUAAGACUACGUUAACACAUACGAUAGAAACUUUACCUACUUAAAUCUUAAUUAUAAAUGUGUACGAAUAAAUCGAUGAACUAUACAAACUUGGUUGUUAUUUGUUAAAUAAACGUUUAUUAAAAAAGUUUUAGGACUAACUGACAACUAGCUAGAGCUUAGCCAGUCAUACUGCCGUUUUAAUCUUAUUUUACCCAAUUGAUUUGAGUACAUCACUAUUCACUACAUCAUCAUUGCAAUAAACAUUUCAAAAUUAAUUUACAAAUUACUCCAUCAAUUUCAAAAUUUGGAUUUAUUUGCUUUUUAUAAAAAAAAAAAAAAUUAAAUAUUAAAGGAUAAUUCAUCUGCGUAUAACCUAAUUAUUAUUAAUUUUUACAAUUUUGAUAUUACUAGGCUGGGAAAACAAUCGCCUCUUUUCUACUCAUCUCUUCUAGGGUUUCUUUAAAUUCUUGGCCAUUUAGGCCGGAAAUAGUCAAAUUUCUUUGAAAACUAGACUAUUUAUGACCCUUCCCCUUAAUUUUCUUUAGGUUUCAAUAAAUCUACACGAGUAGUGUAAAUAUUCGUCUGUCUCCCUAUGAUGGAGUGUCUCCCUAUAGUGGAGUCGUUAGGUUUUGUUAGUUUAGUUGUUUGUUUAUAUUUAGAGUUUGUUUGUGUGUUAGAGUUUAUAAAAAAGGUAGUCAUCUUUUGCCCUAAUAUCAAUUCGUUGGUAAAGAUUUGUUCGGGAUCACAACGGUUGUCAAAGUUUCAAAUGUGUUCAAGUGAAUCAGGUGAAAAUCAUCCUUACGGCUACAACAAAUUGUUAGACCAUCUGUUCGGAAAAGCUGUAUAUUCCAGCGAUGUGUGCGAGAGAUGUAUCUCAAUGCAAGAUUUAUUCAACGUCGUAGCUUUGAUGAAGGAAACCUUAAUUUGAUUCAAUUUUAUGUAUUUGUUCAUUUAGAUUUCAUUUGUAAAUGUCAUCGUAUGGCUUUUUAUUAAUGAAUUGUUUUGUUUUAAAAAAGAAUAUAUAUAUAUGUCGGGGAGCUAACAUGUUGGCUAUGUCUGAGGAGCUCUUUUGGCUUGGUCAUUUGCUACAAGUUUUGUUGUUGGCAAUUAAUUAAUGAGGGCAAAUAUGUAAACAAAUAUUUCGUAUUAUUAAGAGCAUAAAUGUUUUCACAC